This is a messenger RNA of Staurois parvus, 350 nucleotides long. The record is from the annotation of a GenBank genome assembly. Lineage: Eukaryota; Metazoa; Chordata; Amphibia; Anura; Ranidae.
CAAGGGCGGACUGACCAUUUGGAAACUCGGGCACUGCACAAGGGCCCGGGGUCAGUAGGGGGCCCCAUGAGAUGCCUCUGGUACCUUUUUCAUAGGCUUUUUUGAGUUUGGGCAAGGACACAGGGGCCUCAUGAUCCCCUAUUGCCCGGGGGCCCCAUGAGUAGUCAGUCCGCCCCUGGGUUUGAUGGAUGUAGUAGCAGUUCUCAAUGGAUUGUCAGGGUGCUUAUCAGAUAUUUUGGUUCUAAUGCAGGGGGCCCCUUGAGAUGCCCCUGGUACCUUUUUCAUAGGCUUUUUUGAGUUUGGGCAAGGACACAGGGGCCCCAUGAUCCCCUAUUGCCCGGAGGCCCCAU